Molecule: messenger RNA, 3472 nt
Organism: Oncorhynchus mykiss (rainbow trout)
Lineage: Eukaryota; Metazoa; Chordata; Actinopteri; Salmoniformes; Salmonidae
Product: single-strand DNA endonuclease ASTE1
Source: RefSeq, a predicted model, not a curated record
GUAAUGUUUGUACUGAUGACUGAGUAAUGUUUGUACCGAUGACUGAGUAAUGUUUGUACUGAUGACUGAGUAAUGUUUGUACUGAUGACUGAGUAAUGUUUGUACCGAUGACUGAGUAAUGUUUGAAUGGUUUUAGACUAGUUGUUUUGGUUUGACUGCUUUACCAAUGAAAAUGGUUGGCUACUGGCAGCUCAAUGCAGUAUGAACAAAACAAGCUCAACCACAGUUUAAUUGUUUUCUAGGCCGAUAUUUAUUAUUGUCACGUUUUUUGUGUUGUUUAUCAGACGAUUUAUUUUGGGGCUGUUAUAAUCAAGGAUACUCAUUUGUUAAUAUUUAGUUGUUUUUUUUAUCACUUUUUUUUUAUCACUUACCAUUGAUGUGUCCCAAGAAACUUGAAAAAAAUGUAUCAUCAGUCAUUCUGUUCCAGUUCCUAAUAUUGUUCUAUAGAAACGGUUAUUUUAUACACAAUGUAGCCGAUUUAUUGUCCAUAGUGUUUCCUGGUUUAGUUAAGUUUUAAGUGAGAAUAUGGAGCAUACUAUUGGUAGCGUAUUAACAAGCUUAUUUCCAUUAGGGGGUAGAUUAUGACCUGGUGUAGCAGUCCAUUUUAGAGAGUGUAUUCUUCAUUAGAUUAUGGUUAAUCAUUGUCCGAUUUCUUAUCAGAUAAAAUCUUUACAUACAGUGUAUAAAAGUUAUGUUCCUCAUCACAUCUAAUAGGAUCACUUCUUAUCAGCAUACAGUCAUAGUUACUGGUUGGUUUGUAGUUCCCCUUGAUUCAAUUAGCUAUGCUGUUUUGCCUUUUUAAAGUCCCAUGAACUAUUACAUACCUUCUGUGACAAGAGACAAUAUGGGAGUGACAGAUAUGAGGUAAGGAAAGUGAAACUUAAGGAAAGAUAAACUCAUACAUUGUAAUAAUACUAGCCUCACUCAGUCAGUCCCAUGACUGCUGAAACUCUUCACUAAGAAAUACAUCACAUGCCAGACAGAGCACACCAUGGGCGUCCAGGGAUUGACCAGCUUUAUGGAGGAGAAUGGAAACAUUUUAAAAGAUGUUCACCUCAGAAACAGCAAGUUGAUCAUCGAUGGUAGUAAUCUGUUCAACUUGCUUUAUUUUGACUCACGUUUGGAUCAGAGUCAUGGAGGGGAUUAUGAUGCUUUUGAGGACCAGGUCUGCAAGUUCUUUAAGGCUCUGAGAGACUGCGACAUUGACCCCUUUGUGAUUGUAGAUGGGGGCUCCGACUACACCGACAAAAAGUUUGAAACAAAAAAAAACAGAGCUCUAUCAAGGAUCAACAGAGCGAAAAGCUUGUCCAUGGGGCUUCAGGGGAGCGGUGGUAUAUUACCAACCCUCAUCAAACAUGUCUUCAAACAGGUCCUCAUCAGCCUGAAUGUGCCGUACGCACAGUGCAUUUGUGAGGCAGACCAAGAUAUAGCCUCCCUGGCUCGAAGUUGGAACUGUCCAGUGCUGUCCAAUGACAGUGACUUUUAUAUCUUUGACAUCCAGGCAGGAUUUCUGCCCACCUCCCAUUUUCACUGGCAGAGAGUGUCUAUGCAACGCGGGAGCUCUAUAAGAUACAUUCCCUGCAAGCAGUACACCACAACAAGCUUCUGCAGACACUUCAACAUCAACAGACAGGUUCUCCCAGUCUUCGCUGCCAUGUUAGGAAACGACUACGUCAAGUUGCAUAACAUGGGUGUUUCCCUCAGGUGGGAAGAAUACACGUCAAUGGAAGGAAGGUUUGCCCGCUUCGACGGCUUGCUGAAUUGGCUGGCCCGCUUCCAUGGGCAGAAGGAUGCCUUGGACUCCGUGCUCAGGCUCAUCAGUCAUUGUAACAACAGACAGAAAACAGGUGCUGUCCUCCAUGGCCUCUCCCUGGGCAUAGAAGAGUACCAUCUUCCCCCUAGUUGCCUGGAGCGGUUCUUCAACGAUGGAGUGGGACCAGGGCCCGGCCGUCUCCCAGAGCCUCUGAGGGUCCUUCCAGACUGGACCCUGCUGCCAUUGAUGGAAGGUAGACUUCCCUCCUGCAUGGUAGACGUGCUGCUGCUGGGAAGGAUGAUGCAGGGUGCCCAGGUGGAAGAUCCCAGCUUGCCAUGUGGGAACAACACCUCUCGGUCCAUACGACAGGUACUCUACGGGCUGCUGCUGGGUGGGAGGAGGGCAGACCACAGCCGUCAGAGACCCCCAGUGGAUGAAGUGGAGGAGUAUUACAGGGAAGGCAAGAGCCUGACCAGCAGCAUGGUUGAAGCCAUCCUUCCCAGUGCUGCAGAACAUAUACAGCUAGACACUCUGCAUCAGGCUCCAAGGUUAGUGCAGCUUAAGGUGUUUUUGGAGACACUUGGUGUGUCCCAGUCCACUUUGAGCGGUGUCCCGCCUCAUCUGCGUCUUCCUGUGGCUGUCACCUGCUACUGGCUGAGGCACGCCCAUUCCCCUCCAGAACUCCCUGUCCUGCAGGCCCUGCUACUAGGAUUGGUGUAUGGAGAGCUCUGUAGAAAGAGAAAGAGCCAAAGAGGGUUUAUGGAGGGACCAGUGUUGGAGAGGCUGAGAGGGCUGAUUCAGAGAGGUAGAAGGAGCCUAGACCUGGGUGUGGCCCACGCCUACAGCCAGUGGCAGUGCUGCCUGAAAGAAAGCCUUCACCUCAACCAACUGCUGUGCUUCCCUCUAGACGAGCCUCAGUGUGCCUGGCUGUACAAGGGCACUCUGGUGCACCAGCUUGUGACCAAACUGAGAGGGGGGUUAACCCCGGAUUCUCUCCUGAUGGGAGACCUUGGCUCUGGACAGCUGUAUAGGGCCAUGCUGGGAGCCAUACUCAACUCCCAUGAUUCUCAUGAGGCAGCUGUCAUCCCAUUUGUGUCUGGGCUGCAGAGGGCCACACCUCCAUCCUUGACACAGCCACUGGACGAUCUGACGGCCCAUCUACACAUUCUGGCUCUGGAAUAUGAUGAUGAUGAUGGUGCUGGAGGUGGGAGCAAGGCCAAGUCAGAGGACGAUCUGGGUUGGACUUUGGUCUCAGUGCGGACCCGGCACAAGAGCAAGGACAGAUUCAACCGAGCUAGGAAUCCAGAAUUCUCCCGGAAGCAGGGGCGGAUCGGCUGGGAAUAGGGAGGGACCAUUAUAUAACGGUUUAGAUAUAUAGACGUUCUGCUCAACUCUUCAAUGUUUUUAUUGUUCUUGUGUGUACCUAUUAUGACUUAAUUUACAUUUUAUUAGCAUGAACUAUAAUAGAAGUUAUGAUAAGUUUGACUUUAUUUAAUAUGUUUUUAUUUCUUUGCUCUCUACUGUAAAAACUUAUUUUGGUCUUUGAAAAUAGCUCUAUAAAUCCCAUUUAUUGUUACGAUUAUAUUACUGCUGCUCUUGAAAUAUUUUAUCAUCAAAAUGAAAAAUAACAUUUAAACCAGCUAUUCUUGAGAAUGAUUGGCUAUACACACUAAAGUAUAUCUCUGCUUUGACAGUAUAUUUUAAAUUAAAUUCUUAUUC